This is a messenger RNA of Humulus lupulus (European hop), 912 nucleotides long. Its product is annotated as photosystem I reaction center subunit N, chloroplastic. Gene Ontology annotation, cellular component: chloroplast photosystem I. NCBI's taxonomy places the organism in Eukaryota, Viridiplantae, Streptophyta, Magnoliopsida, Rosales, Cannabaceae. The transcript has 3 exons. Gene Ontology annotation, biological process: photosynthesis. The record is from RefSeq and is a predicted model, not a curated record. The coding region runs from base 238 to 747 and encodes 169 amino acids.
AACUGGGACUGUCUUAAACUAGCCAUGAGAGAAAUGUUUGCCAAUAGGAGUGAGGCAAUCUCACCUUAUCCACACUCCCACCACAAUCUUUUAUUACACUGAUAAUCACUAUCGCACUCCCUUAUCAAAAAUCCACAACCAUUUCUUAGCCAAACUAAUAACCCUCCCAAUUUUGGUCUUCGCCUGUGAGAAAGAUAAAAGUUAAUUAUUCUCAUCAAAUUUAACAUACAAACUGCAAUGGCAGCCAUGAACUCUAGUGUUUUGGCUUGUAACUAUGUCAUCUCAGGGCCUGGAAUGUCUGAACUCAGCCCCAAGGCCGUUUCAGUUGCAUCUCCAAUUGCGGCUGGACAGAAAAUGCCUGUGAUCAGGGCUCAGCAGGCCAAGAUUUCAGAGCCGAAAAGGAGUGAAGGUCGCCGGGCUGCAAUGCUCUACCUCGCAGCCACCCUCUUCACCACAGCUGCUGCUGCCUCAAACUCUUCUGCCAAUGCUGGAGUCAUUGAGGAAUACCUUGAGAAGAGCAAGGCCAACAAGGAAUUGAAUGACAAGAAGAGGUUGGCAACAAGUGGAGCAAACUUUGCAAGAGCAUACACAGUUCAAUUUGGCACUUGCAAAUUCCCUGAGAACUUCACUGGCUGCCAAGAUCUUGCCAAGCAGAAGAAAGUGCCAUUUCUUUCUGAUGAUUUGGCUUUGGAGUGCGAAGGUAAGGACAAAUACAAGUGUGGCUCUAAUGUGUUCUGGAAAUGGUGAAAGACCUCAACUCUUUCUUCUCCCUACAAAUUUAUUCUCCUCGUGUAUUUAAAUUUCCUAUGAAAAGAACUUUAUAUCUUCUUCUCUUGUAAUGUUCUCUUCCUUUUUUUUUCUUCCAACUUUUAGAUUUUAUUGUUGAAUGCACAAACAAAGAAGUUAGUACUC